Messenger RNA from Pestalotiopsis fici W106-1, 924 nucleotides. RefSeq lists its product as uncharacterized. The transcript has 2 exons. The record is from RefSeq and is a predicted model, not a curated record. Bases 1 to 924 code for a protein of 307 amino acids. NCBI's taxonomy places the organism in Eukaryota, Fungi, Ascomycota, Sordariomycetes, Amphisphaeriales, Sporocadaceae.
AUGUUGUCCGUUGUCUCAUGCAAGCGAACCCUGAAUCGCAUCUUGAAGGAGGCAUCUGCCAGAUAUGCUGGUACCCAUGAGGUCAAUGGCGGCCAAGUACAAGCAUCGAAGGCUGAACUUCAGGCUUUGCUAGAGGAGACCAACUCGCUAUGGGAAGAAGUUGUACCCGUAGCUCAUAUGGCGGUUGAGAAAACCAUGCUGGAGCCGAUCUUGAAGCUGGUAAACACAAAAGGGGAAGCCCAGAACUAUCAGAAUGCCAUCAUAGGAUCAUAUAUUGGCAACUGCUUAGCAUACAUGAAUGACCGCCUUGAGGCACUCUCAGAUCGCAUUGGCACGGCGAUCCACCACCAUUACGCCCUGCUCAAUACAUUUGAAUGUCACCAGGCAUUGCGCAAUCCCCAUAUACCCAAGUCUUUGCAGGGGGCCGAGUCAACACAGACCACAAAUCCUGUUCGACCAUCAAAGGGGUCGCAAAUGGCAUUCAAACAAGUUUGUCGGGGACUUGAGGUGCAUGGAGACAUUCCCGCCAGAUCCUUCGACUUUGCACUCUCUACAAUGAAACGAACCACCCUGCUCAAUGAUAUCAUGGCGCAGCGCUUGAUGAAAGAUGAUGACAGACUCAGGGUUCUCGAACACAACUUCGAGAAUGUCAUCAAAGCGAGUCUUAGAGAAGGCCCUAAUAUAAAUCUCGAAAUUUUGGGGCGCCUCGCUGCGGAGAGUUUGAAGGGUACUGGCGACCAAGGCGCAAUUCUUCGUGAUGCACAAACAGAGGAAUCUUUGGAAGCUCUCGAAGUCGAAAACAAGCAAUUGAGUUCUCUUUUGGAGAUUCUUCCCAACCGUCGAGACAUCCAAAACUACCGAAAUGACUUCAAAGGCGCCGAGAUCAUGAAACGCUGGAGCGAGCCAAUGGGUCCCUCAAGAUGA